Molecule: messenger RNA, 6114 nt
Organism: Cynoglossus semilaevis (tongue sole)
Lineage: Eukaryota; Metazoa; Chordata; Actinopteri; Pleuronectiformes; Cynoglossidae
Product: mediator of RNA polymerase II transcription subunit 13-like
Exons: 22
Coding region: 1-4530 (1509 amino acids)
Biological process (GO): regulation of transcription by RNA polymerase II
Cellular component (GO): mediator complex
Molecular function (GO): transcription coregulator activity
Source: RefSeq, a predicted model, not a curated record
AUGACAGAUAGAGACUUUGACUGUUAUGGGAUGUCCCUGCUGGUGAAGGAUGAGGCACCAAAAAGUGAUUACCUUUGUGUCUUUGUCUCCUCCAGACUGUACACCCAGACUCACAAGAGAUUUAAAAUCUCGGAGGAGAAAAUACGGGACCACAUCCACACCUUGGGUCUGUUCCAGCAGCCGGGGGUGGAGGUGCUGCGGGAGCCUGGGGACGAUCCGUACGACUUUAAAGAAGGAGACAUCGAGUACACCUUCUCCUCUUCCAAGAGAUUAAAGGGCCAGGGGAGGGAACCCAGCAAGAAGGCCAAGGGAGAUGAAAUCACUAGCAAUGGAGCACUGCCUGAUGGGAAAGAUGCGAUGUCCAUUUUUAACUCUGCACCAAAAUCAGAAGAGUCCAGUCAGGAUGACGGAGCAGCCAAAACUAAUCCUUCUCUGACCAGAGAAAAAGAUCUGGUGGUCAACAUCUCAGACCUGGACAACAUCUUUGAUGAAGAUGAGGAAGAGUUGGGGAACGUUUACACAAACCAGCACUCAGCCAAGCCACCCAUUUCAACAGAAGAGCGCCCUCUGGGGAAGGAAGGGAGAGUUGCAGUUCCGUAUCCAUCAACAGUAGCAGACCUCCAGCGGAUGUUCCCCACCCCACCCUCUCUGGAGCAGCACCCGGCCUUUUCUCCCAUCAUGACAUAUCGUGACACCCCGAGCCAGGAGCCACCUGCACCCAGCGGAGCCGCGGACCACCUGCUGCCUUUAGCCUCUACGCACCUGACUGAGUACAGGAUGGAGACAGAUGAGAGCAUGGCCAGCCCCAGGCAGGAGGAUCUCAAGCCACAGGUAGGAUCCUCCAUGUUUGCCCCACUGCCCUGUCUGCCCAGUCAGACUUUACCCCCACUGAAGAUUCCUGAUCAGUGUUACUACCGUCCAUCCUGGGCACUUAUGCCCAAAAUGGAGCAUUUCCCAGCAGUCAUGCAUCCACAGAACCCCACUUUCAUCAGAGAUGGUUACACAAACGUGCCCAGCGUCAACACCCUCCCAGACCAGGACUACGGUCAGAUGAGCGCCACCACUGCCUCGGUGAGCACCACCGCUGGCAUCCUCCCGUCUCCUGCCACACCUCGCUUCUCUGUACCCACUCCUCGAACUCCGCGCACACCCCGGGGCAUCAACGCAGCAAGUUCUGGUCAGGGUUCUGUGAAGCAGGACGGUACAGAACUAAGCUCACCAGCUUCCACUCCUUCCACCAGCAUUCCUCUCAGCUCUGUAGAACCACUGGCUCGACCUGGACCUUCUCUUCCAGAGGCCCACAGUCUGUUUGCCAUCCUCCUUCUCUCAGACUCCGUCCUCAACGUCUUCAAGGAUCGCAACUUUGACAGCUGCUGUAUCUGUGCCUGCAAUAUGAACGUCAAAGGAGCUGAUGUGGGGGUGUACAUCCCCGACUCCACCUGCGAAGAUCAGUACCGGUGCAUGUGUGGCUUCAGUGCCAUCGUGAACAGGCGGCUGGCCCAGGGCACGGGCCUCUUCCUGGAGGACGAGCUGGAUAUUUUUGGCCGGACUUCGGAGGUGGGCCGAGCAGCUGAAAGGAGGCUGGCCCUUUGCAGGCGAGACCCAACGAUGGGAGACCCGAGGGCCAAGAAGACCCAGGAGUCAAGUCCUGCCUCGUCCUCUGUCAUGAUCCUCCUGCAGGAGCAGUGCUCGCAGCCCAUCUCUUCCCUCACUUCACUGCACUUACCCCUCAGCUGUUCCUGCCAUGGACGCAAGGGGGCACUGCUGCAGAGCUGGAUGUCGGAGAAGCAGUGGGCGGAUGAGAGCGACGCUUGUGUGGAGUGUUACAAUGCCUUGGAACAGGGGCUGCAGUACGUGGACAAUCCCAUAGGGGGGAAAGUGGAUCAAGCUGUGGUCAGAAGUACAGCUCUACACUCCUGGCCUCACACUAACGUUGUGGACAUGAGCGCGCUGUCGUCCCAGGACAUGGUUCGGAUGCUGCUGUCUCUGCAGCCCUUCUUGCAGGAUGCCAUUCAGAAGAAGAGAACAGGACGGACCUGGGAGAACAUCCAGCACGUUCAGGGUCCACUCACAUGGCAGCAGUUCCACAAGAUGGCUGGAAGGGGUUCCUAUGGUUCUGAGGAAUCACCUGAACCUUUGCCCAUCCCUUUAGUUCUACUGGGCUAUGACAGGGAGAGGGACUUCUUAGCAUUAUCUCCUCUGGCAUUACCUUUUUGGGAGAAGUUGUUGUUAGAGCCCUACGGCGGGCAGCGGGAUGUUGCGUAUUUGGUGCUGUGCCCCAAUAGUCCCUCACUACUGGCUGCAGCCCGGGCCUUCUUCCAGGAGCUCAGUGCAGUGUAUGAGACGUGUCGUCUUGGAAAGCACCGUCCUCUGGCCAAAGUGUCCAGAGAUGGACUGGUGCACGUGGGUGAAGAUGUGGAGCCAGAGAAGCUGGAGGAGGUGGAUGUGGAUCAGUGGAUGACUGGGCCCUGGACGGGUCAGCAGCACAAUGACAACCUCAACAAACUCAAACUCUACGUUUAUGCCUGCACGCAGCAACUUGGUCCACAGCUGUCUACUCUGCCUCUGGACAGCAGUCUUCUACUGCCUCCUAAAAUCCAGCCUGCUGUAAACAACACAUCUUUCAACCAGCCUGCCUCUUCUGGGCAGAGUCAGUCUUGGGCCACCGAUGGAGAACAAGCUCAGGGUGCUGUCAGUUCAACAAACGCCUCGACUCCCACAAACUCAUCCCAGAUGGGGGAGACGGCAACAGGGGGGACCAGUGACUCAAAGACCACUCCUGGUGCCACACCACCAGCAAACACACCAGCAGAGAACCCUGAACUGACAUCUGAGCAGGCCAGAAUCGGUAUCCCGACUGUACCGGACUCCAUGGACAGCUACGCCAACCCACCAGCUAUUGUUAUUUACAUAGUGGACGCUUUCCUGGGCUCCAGUGCAGUGAGAAGUGACGGCGGGGAGGAGGAAGAGGGCGACGAGGUAGAAGCUGGCAGCAUCUGGUUACUGGGGCUUCUUCGCUGCUACACAGAGAUGCUGCAGUCGUUACCUGAAACGAUGAGACCUGCGCUCGUCCUACAGGUGGUGCCGUGUCAGUAUCUACUCCAGCCUGUCAGUGGAGAGAGCCACUUGUAUUUACAGCAUCUUCGCUCCAUGGCCUUCUCCUGUUACUCCCAGUGCAGACGUCUUCUACCCCAGCAGACACAUAUCAAGUCCCUGACUGGCUUUGGACCAGUGUCCACUGUCAGCUCUGUGCUGAAGGCUCCAGAGCAUCCUAGUCCUCUGCAGCUUUAUUCCCCUCCGUUCAUCCUGGGUCCAACUCGCCCCAAGCAGCCAGAACCAGGGGAGAUAUGGGCAGAGAUUCCGCCCAAGAACAAUGUCCUCUAUGUGGGAUAUUGUCUGUCACAUGACCAGCGCUGGAUCCUGGUUUCCUGUACUGACCAGCAGGGGGAGCUCCUGGAGUCCUCUAUCAUCAAUGUGGAUGUACCUAACAGGUCACGACGUCCUAAAGUUUCAGCCAGAAAAAUGGGCCUUCAGAAGCUGUGGGAGUGGUGUAUAGGCAUCAUUCAGAUGACCUCGCUGCCAUGGAGGAUCGUGAUUGGUCGAUUAGGCAGACUUGGGCAUGGGGAGCUAAAAGACUGGAGCUCAUUCCUGGGAGAACAUUCCCUCCAAUCAAUAGGACGUCAGCUGAGGGAAGCCUGUCGCAUGUGUGGAAUCUCAGCUGCUGAUUCCCCCACAAUCCUCAGUGCCUGCCUUGUAGCCUUGGAGCCACAGGGCUCCCUGGUGGUCAUGCCUGACGCAGUGACCAUGGGUUCAGUGUUUGGACGCAGCACGGCUCUGAACCUGCAGACCUCACAGCUGAACACACCUCAAGACGCUUCCUGCACACACAUCCUGGUCUUCCCUACGUCUGCCACCACACAGCUGGCACCCAGCUCAUACCCUACAGAGGACAACAAUGACGACAUGUUUGACCUGCCUUUUCCUGAUGAGCUGGAGAACGACAUCGGCCACGACAUGAUGCUGAUCACAGGGAACCUCCAUCCUUCUCCCAACACUUCUCCGGUUCCCUCCCCUGGUUCCCCGUCUGGGAUGGGAAUGGGCUCAAACUUCCAUCACACCAGGAGUCAGGGAGAACGUCUGCUGUCCAGAGACAAUCCACCAGAGGAGCUGAAGCAGCAGCCGCUGGCUCUGGGUUACUACGUCUCCACCGCACAAGCUAAUGGACUUCCUCACUGGUUCUGGGCCUCCUGCCCACAGGCUGAGAAACAGUGUCCACUCUUCCUCAAGGCGUCUCUGCACCAUCACAUCUCCAUAUCUCAGACAGAUGAGCUGGUGACAGAUAAGAGUAAGAGGACCCCUCACCCUUUAGACUCCAAGACCACGUCUGAUGUGCUCAGGUUUGUAUUGGAACAGUACAACGCCCUCUCUUGGCUGACGUGCACACCUGCCACUCAGGACCGCCAGUCCUGUCUGCCCGUCCACCUGGCUGUACUAAUCCAAAUGUACAACGCCAUCCUGAACAUGCUUUAGCUGUGUGAAACUCUCGGGGAGAAAUUUCUAGAAGUAUGGACAUUUGAUUAUAUACUUGCACUACCCUCUAAUGAACACUAGAGGGCAGUAGAACUAUUCUGGAUGGAUUUAAAGGGCAACGGCAAGCCCGAGUCUCUCCUGAGUCUGAGGAUCAGAGUCUAACAGUGAGUCUGACUCGUCAUCCACCUCUGAAUGGCAUCCGGCGCAUGUGUGGAUGAUGGAGAAGAUGACGCUACGAGCACGUCAUCACAUCGGUGCAGGGACACGUGACUCCCUAACUGUACAACCAGCAAAAUCGACAUGACGACACAAACUCGUGGCUUUUAUUACAAUGUUGAAAUGACAGUGAUGCUUUUACAGAUUUGUACAGAACUAAACCGUGGAGCUCGUCUGAACGUGGAGUCUGUUCAGUUACCCUUUGACCUUUCCUAUGACACAAACAUCCUCAUUUUAACUCCAAAGAGGGAGCAUUUGAUAAAGGCACUUUUCCCCCCUCACCUUCCAAAGUGUAGAUUAAAAAAAACCCACCUUGGACAAAUAUUUGAUCAGUGACAGAAAGUGUCGUUUAUGAUGUGACGACACAACAGCAAAUGCAAAAUAACUGAGACUUAUUUUUUAAUAUUUCAAUCAAGAAAAUGACAAAGCUAAAAAAGAAAUGCCUUUGUUCCCACUCGACGUUUGUCUGGGGAUCGGAAAUAGGAUGUGUCAUUUUAAUGCAAUUGUAAAAAUGCCAUAUUUAUACAAAUUAUAUCAUGUCAUAAAAUUUGAUAUGCUAAUUGUAUAUAUAUAAAUAUAAAUAUAUAUACAUAAAUCUAUAUAUUACCUCUUCCAUGCAGGCACUUAAUAAUGAGGGUGAGGGAGGAGACCAUCUCUGGAGAAAUGCACAUGGUUUCUCAAAGAAAAUGCAUUUUUCUUCAUUUAUUUUCUACAGAUAAUGAACAUUUUAAUGUCUUAUUUAAAUGUUUAAAUUAUAGUUAAAUUGAGGCAGGAGAUACACUAUACUGUAUAUUUAUAAAAUGUUUCAUCUUCUGCUUGACAAACUUGAAAAAGGCAAAGUAAAAUCACAUGUUUUGAGCGAUGCAACAUAAUGAAAUAUUUAAAAAAAAAAAGAAAAAAAAAGCUUUAUCUCAUUGGCUCUCCUGAAUGAUGUCAUUGUAAAAAAAGCCUGUCAGUUUCACUCAUUCUGCUUCUGGCAUGUUUGUAUAUACACUUUUGUAGCUGUGUUUUAUUAUUUUAGUUGUUUUUUUGUUUUUUUUAAUUCUCCUAUAAAGCUGUACAUUUCAUGCUGGUUGGUUUUAUUUUGGAAGUGAUUCAUAUCAAACUAUUUUUUGCUGUGAGCUUUUGAUAUAUAUAAAUAUAUAUAUAUAAAUAUAAAUGAUAUUACUGCGCAUAAUUCAAUUGAAUAUGUUUGCGAGGUAACAUUGCCAAGUACACACAUGUACAGACAAGGGCAAGUUUGCAAAUGGAAAAAGAAAAAUGUUACAUCUCCCAUCACUUUGAAUAUCAGACAGAUCCACUUUAGUGAGACGGGUCUGUUCCUUUUACACUCUUUUUUAAGUAAAUUAUUAAAACUCCUGAAAAUGA